AUGUUUUCAUCUCAAAUGAAAUUCAACGAAGAGAAAAGGCUGAAGAAAAUAAAAGAUAUUCCAUUAGUUAUCCUAGAAGAAGGCAGUUACGAGAAAGAUGUCCUGUUUUAUGUGAAUAUUGGCGAGCCACAAAUGAUUGGAGUAUCUUUUUUAACUGAUAUAUGUUUGCAAAACACAAGUAUACAAACAUGUAAGGUUUUUCUUUCAAGCAAAAGUUUAAACACAGCGCAGUGGUGUAGCUCCUCUAGAGGAAAAUUGCUGAAAUUUUGCAAAAUAAUUUGGCGCUUAAUUGCUCCUCUGAGGAUGAAAAUAAAACUUAAAAACGAGAAGUUUUCACAUGAUUAUUCACCAGACAUUUUGAGACUUCUUCGAAUUAUUCUAUGA
Clunio marinus is the source of this 384-nucleotide messenger RNA. Lineage: Eukaryota; Metazoa; Arthropoda; Insecta; Diptera; Chironomidae. The record is from the annotation of a GenBank genome assembly.